Molecule: messenger RNA, 1843 nt
Organism: Acomys russatus (golden spiny mouse)
Lineage: Eukaryota; Metazoa; Chordata; Mammalia; Rodentia; Muridae
Gene: Hinfp
Product: histone H4 transcription factor
Exons: 10
Coding region: 254-1789 (511 amino acids)
Biological process (GO): anatomical structure development; regulation of transcription by RNA polymerase II
Molecular function (GO): DNA-binding transcription factor activity, RNA polymerase II-specific; RNA polymerase II cis-regulatory region sequence-specific DNA binding
Source: RefSeq, a predicted model, not a curated record
UGGCGAUUGGCUGUCGCUGGUCGUCGUUCAAGCUCCUCCGGGUAUAUGGUGAAGGUGGGUGGGGCGCUGGGCAUCCCCGGGCGCUGGCAGGAAACCAGCCGGCCUCUAGGGCUGAGAAACUGCGGCCCAUCCUUACGGAAACAAAGCACAAGAUACUGAAGAGUACCUGCUGACUCCCAGCACGCUGCCUCCAGCAGCCCGGAAUACAGACUGACAGCUCUGGGUUUCUUCCUCUUCCUGGAAGGUGAAGGCCAUGUCGCCUCCUGGAAAAGUUGCCCGGAAAGAGAACCUGGGGCUCCAGUGCGAGUGGGGGUCCUGCUCCUUUGUGUGCUCAGCCAUGGAGGAGUUCUUCGAGCACGCCACUCAGCACCUGCAGCAGCACAUGCAUGGCUCUAAGGAGGAAGACGAGGAAGAGGACCCACUUGAGGAAGAAUUCUCCUGCUUGUGGCAGGAAUGUGGCUUUUGCUCUCUGGACAGUUCUGCCGACCUCAUCCGCCAUGUCUACUUCCAUUGCUACCACACCAAGCUGAAGCAGUGGGGGCUGCAAGCCUUGCAAAGCCAGGCUGAUCUCAGCCCCUGCAUCCUGGACUUCCAGAGCCGGAACGUCAUCCCUGACAUCCCUGACCAUUUCCUGUGUCUAUGGGAGCAUUGCGAGAGUACCUUCGACAAUCCUGAGUGGUUCUAUCGGCACGUGGAUGCGCACAGCCUGUGCUGUGACUACCAAGCUAUCAGCAAGGACAACCAUGUGGUGCUGUGUGGUUGGAAAGGCUGUACCUGUACCUUUAAGGACCGGUGUAAGCUUCGAGAACACCUCCGCAGCCACACCCAGGAGAAGGUGGUGGCUUGUCCCACCUGUGGGGGCAUGUUUGCCAACAACACCAAGUUUUUAGAUCACAUCCGGCGCCAGACCUCAUUGGAUCAGCAGCGCUUCCAGUGUUCCCACUGUUCCAAGAGAUUUGCCACAGAGAGGCUGUUGCGAGACCACAUGCGGAACCAUGUGAAUCACUAUAAAUGUCCUUUGUGUGACAUGACCUGCCCACUGCCUUCCUCUCUCCGUAAUCAUAUGCGCUUUCGACACAGUGAAGACCGGCCCUUUAAAUGUGACUGUUGUGACUACAGUUGCAAGAAUCUGAUUGACCUCCGGAAGCACCUGGACACCCACAGCAAGGAGUCCGCCUACCGGUGUGACUUUGAGAACUGCAGCUUCAGUGCUCGAUCGCUCAGCUCUGUCAAGUCCCAUCACCGCAAAGUGCAUGAGGGAGACUCAGAGCCAAGGUACAAGUGCCAUGUCUGUGACAAAUGCUUCACACGUGGCAACAACCUCACCGUGCACCUUCGCAAGAAGCACCAGUUCAAGUGGCCCUCGGGACACCCUCGUUUUCGGUACAAGGAGCAUGAAGAUGGCUACAUGCGGCUACAGCUGGUUCGCUACGAGAGUGUGGAGCUGACACAGCAAUUGCUGCAGCAGCUACAAGAAGGAUCAGAUCCAGAAUUGGCACUGAAUGAGAGCAGCCUGCAGGGCAUCGUUCUAGAAACAGUGCUGGGGGCGCCAGGACCUGAGGAAGAGAUGGAGGAGGGAGGUGGGGUUGUUGAGGGGACAGCCCUCUCAGCUUCUCAGGGCAACCCCACUCAUAUGGUCAGUCAGCCAGACACUCAAGGCCAGCGGGACAUUGUCUACUAUGUGCUGUCUGAAGCUCCCAGAGGGUCCCCGCCAGUCUCUGAAGCACCUUCAAGAGAAAUGGAAAAGCUUCAAGGGAUACCUGAGGAUCCCGGGGUCCAGAUGGGCUGAGCCUGCAGAGCCUGACCAUUCCUACUCGAGGUCUUGGAGUUGGAGCCAGGCAGG